CAGUGCAAGAGAAAACAGGUGUCAGGCUGGGACAGGGUGAUAAGUUUUUUGGUUUUCAGACAGCUCAGUUGGGAUCAGGGGACCCUUUCAAUACACUUGGUGACAGUCAAGUAGCUCCUGCUCCAGCCAGAGCCCAGGAAAGAGCUCAGCGUCUCCAGGUACGUGGCAUCUUUUGGGAAAGAUGGGAUGGAAAUUGCCCUCUGCCAUCUGCCAGAACCAGCUCUGCUUUCCAUGUCCCGUUAGCAAAGUGGAACCAAGUCAGUGGCAAAAAGGGGGGUGGGUGGGAGAGCAGAGCAGAGCCAGGUCCUGUCUUGGCUGGGCCUUGGAUUAGUGUUUGGACUCUUUGGCUUCCCUUGCUCCAAAGCCUUCUCCCACUCUCAGGGAGGUGCAGGCAAUGAGUCCUGACUCACUCAGGGUUUGUCCUUCUCCCCCUGCCCCUGUGAGUCUGUUUCUUAAGGCUGGAUCAGAAAAGCCAGGGCUCCAUAGGAAAACAACUGCCCCUUUCUGCUGGAAUUGGAGGAGAUGGUGCAGCUUGUCCUUUGCUUUCCCAUGGGAAAUUCCCACCCCUUUUGAUCCCAGUCAGGUCCUUUGCCUAUAAAGCACUAACCAAAGUCAGUCUGAUGAGGGAAAAUUGAUUUCAACCUUGGGCAUCCAAGUUUCUUCCCUCGACAUUCCAGGAAGGGCUGAAAUCAGCAAUGAACCCCUGUCAAAGUGAAUUCAUCCUGGCUGAUUGGUUGGUUGGUUUGUUUGGUUGUUUUAAGCUCCAUUGUUUGUCUUCCCUUUUGCCCUUUGCCUGUCCUUCCCCAUCUCCAGGUUGUGCUCCAGGGAGGAGGAUGCUCUGCGGUUCCCCCAUCCACUGCUCUCUGCUGGCUUUUGUCAUUUCCACUUUAGUUUUCCAAGUUCCUCAGGGGCACUCAGCUCCACUCACCGUCACUGGACCCCCCGGCCCCAUCACCGUGGCCAAGGGCGAGGACGUGGUGCUGCCCUGCAGCUUCUCCCCGGGGCAGAAUGCACAGGACACGGAGGUGACCUGGUUUCGGGAGCAGUUCUUGCCCUUUGUGCAUCGCUACAAGUUGGGCCAGGACCAGUUUGGGGAGCAGAUGGUUCAGUACCAAGGGCGCACUGAGCUGUGGAAGGACGGCCUUGCCAAGGGCAGCGCGGACUUGAGGAUCUUCCAUGUCCAGCUCUCUGACAGAGGGAGUUACACCUGCUUUGUUCAACGUGGCUCAGAUUACGAUGAGGCUGUGGUGGAGCUCAAGGUGACAGACCACUUCUUCCAAGAUGACGAUCCUUGGAUGAUUGCCCUGGGCCUGGUCCUGGUUGCUGUGGUUACUCUCCUUAUUAUCACUGUUUGUCUAUUUAAAAUUAAAGGAAAGCAGCAGAAAGAAAUAGCGGAGCAAAAGGCAGAACUGUGGGAGCGCGAUGCAGAAAUCGAGGAACAAGCCCAGGAACUCACAUGGAGAAGACAGGCAGUGCCUAUAGAAGCAGCGAACGUGGUUCUGGAUCCAGACACAGCCCACUGUGAGCUUGUCCUGUCUUACAAUGACAAAAGAGUGACACGAGGUGACACACAACAGAACACCCACUACAAUGACAAGAGAUUUAACCCGUGGCGCUGCGUUCUGGGCCGUGAGGCCUUCACCUCGGGGAGACACUACUGGGAGGUGGAGGUGGAGAAUGCAGGAAAAUGGAUUGUGGGGAUUUUUAGAGACGGUGCGGAAAGGGAGGGUGAGAUUGAGCUUAAACCAGAGAAAGGCAUCUGGGCAGUGGGGAAACGGGCAGUACUGAAAGCUUACACCUCCCCUAGUCCCACUGAAUUUCCUGAAAUCAAGACUCCCAGGCGGAUCCGGGUCUCUCUGGAUUAUGAAAUGGGACUGGUGGCAUUUUUCAGUGUUGAUGAGGGGAUUCCCAUCUUCGCGUUUCCACGGGCAUCAUUUGGGGGGAAAGACAUCUACCCUUGGUUCUGGCUGGGUCAUGAGACAUGUCUGAAAAUGUGGCCCUGAUGAAGAGGAGGCAGUAAGAGAAGGGUCUCCCAGGGUGGAGAUCUCGUUAUCUCUCUGCACCUCUCUUCCAUGCUGCAUCUCUCCAAGAUCUUUCUCUGAGGCCAGACAUGCUGUUCUGGUCCCAGUGCAGAUCAGUGGGAGAGGCCAUGGCCAAGACCUUGUGUUAUGAGAUCACCUCACAUCAUUUCCAGGUGUGGGGAAAAGGGACUUUCUCUCCUGCUUCUGAGGUUGUUCCUUACACAUGGAGGGUGGAACCAUUGUUUCCUUGUCUCAGGCUCAGUGAGCAUUUGACAUGUAAAUCACCCUCUCUUUGUACACUUUUCUUCUUAGUAUUGUUGCUGUUCCUGUUGGUUUUAUGGUAUCAUUGCUGUUUCCAGUGAAUUGUUCUUCUCUCCACCCAUGAUCUUUGCCUUUUGUGCUCUCAACCAGAGGUGGGGGCAGGGGGAGUGAGCAGCAUCUGCUUUGGGAGGGUCUGGGUGGGAGCACUUGAUUGGGGAGCACCAUUCCUAAAACACCACACAUGCUUUCACAGCAGAUCCUCCAUUCCAUGGAGAUCCAGCAGGCCUGGACCUUCCCAAGGGAAGGCUUCACCCCAACAGAACUGGUAAGGAGGGAGACUUCAGUGCAGGUGGUGGCUUUGUUGCUUAAACUCAGCUCUUGAAAGAAACCUCCAAGACCAAAGUUGUGAGUUUUAGAAGCCAGGCAUUCUUUUAUUAGUGUGCACUGAAGUGACUCCAGCACGCCGGGUGCCCUGGGAAUCAGUUCCCAAAGUGCACCCAGAGGGAUCCUCACUACGGCUGA
This is a messenger RNA of Pseudopipra pipra, 2804 nucleotides long. Its product is annotated as butyrophilin subfamily 1 member A1-like. The coding region runs from base 696 to 2003 and encodes 435 amino acids. NCBI's taxonomy places the organism in Eukaryota, Metazoa, Chordata, Aves, Passeriformes, Pipridae. Gene Ontology annotation, biological process: T cell receptor signaling pathway; regulation of cytokine production. Gene Ontology annotation, cellular component: external side of plasma membrane. The transcript has 9 exons. The record is from RefSeq and is a predicted model, not a curated record. Gene Ontology annotation, molecular function: signaling receptor binding.